AUGGAGCCAGCCCUUCCACUGAGCAGAGCAGCGACAGCGACGACACAUGCACUCGAACAGGAUGUCGGCCACCCGCAGUGUGGUUUGAUCCCAGUUCGAUUGAGUUUGAGCUGGUCAAAAGCAGCGCCGAGUUCAGGAUGCUUACAGGCUUCACAAAGGAUGAUACUAACGUGGGUGCGCAAGGAGCAGAGGGACGCUUUCACAAAAUGGGUGCGCGACUUCGCCGACAGCACCCAGAACCGGAAGAGCCGACCCUGCUACGCUGCUGCAGGAGUCAAGUUUUGUACCGAGUGCGAGAAGCACAAGGCCCUGUUCAAGGCGGAGGUUCAUUUGGAGACUGGUUGGUCGGAUGUUGUUUCCAAGACCUUCAAUUUUGUGGUCCAUGGUUUCCGAGCCAAGCAGGAAACGAAGGGGAAGACCAGGAAGACUCAAAGGGCAAAUGAUGACUCUUCUGAUACCGACGGGACUCCAUCGCAUGAGGGCGAAAUGAACGUGCGCAGGCGCGAAUUCUUGGUUCGCGACUCAGCGCUUGAGGUGAUGUGCGACGUCGUGGAGUGCGUGAAUGAUGAUGACCCGUUGAUGAUCACGAGUCUCAUCAGCCCAGGUCUCCAGUUGCUUAUCGGAACGACCGAAACAGGGCAGGAUGUGUGCCACCUGUUCGCCAAAGCGCAGGACGCAGAGAUCGAAACUUGGUUGCACGAUGCGUAUGUCUCGCGGGCAGAGGGUGGUCAGGCUUCCUCCACAAACAGCUUCUGGUGUUUCUUAGCCAUGCCGGCUCUGGAAAUAUCCGUAAGGGCGUCGCCCUUGAGGUCAACCUAA
Molecule: messenger RNA, 819 nt
Organism: Prorocentrum cordatum
Lineage: Eukaryota; Dinophyceae; Prorocentrales; Prorocentraceae
Source: the annotation of a GenBank genome assembly